AUGUACCGGUCGCUCCCUACAUUGCGGCGAGCAGGCUUUUGCGUGCCUGCUGCCAUCGGUCGAGCCUCGUAUUCCACGAACUCGACACCACAUGGCACACAUCACAUCCAGACCCGUGUCUCAUCGCUGAAGCCCGAGCAAAAGAACGGACGUCGAUUCCGCGAGUUCGACCUCGAAGACCGGGUCUUCGCCGUUACAGGAGGCGGACGAGGACUGGGGCUCGCGAUGGCCGAAGCUCUAAUGGAAGCCGGCGCAAAGGUCCACUGCCUCGACCGCCUCGAAAACCCGCACCCGGACUUCGUCGCCGCGCAAGACCACGCAACCAGCACCAACAACGGCGGCCGACUACACUACCACCGCCUGGACGUGCGCGACGCAGCGCAAGUGAACUCGGUGUUUGCGACGAUCGCCUCGCAAGACAAACGGCUGGACGGGCUCAUCGCAGCCGCCGGCAUCAACCACCUGCAGUCGGCGCUCGAGCACACGCAGGCGGCGCUCGACGAGGUGCUGUCCAUCAACUACACGGGCGUCUUCAACUCGGCGACCGCCGCCGCGCGCCAGAUGUUCGCCUACCAGCAGCGCGGCUCGAUCCUGCUGGUGGCCAGCAUGAGCGGCCUGAUCGCCAACAAGGGCAUGACCUCGCCCGUCUACAACUCGUCCAAGGCCGCCGUCAUCCAGCUGGCCCGCUCGCUGGCCAUGGAGUGGGGCCGUCACGGCAUCCGCGUCAACAGUCUCUGCCCCGGCCAUAUCCUGACCCCGAUGGUCGAGCAGGUGUUCCAGCAGAAUCCGGCUGCGAGGGCCAUCUGGGAGGCGGAGAAUAUGUUGGGCCGCUUGGCUACGCCGGAGGAGUUUCGCGGUGCCGCGUUGUUUGCGUUGAGUGAUGCUAGUAGUUUUAUGACCGGGAGUACUUUGGUUAUUGAUGGGGGGCAUACCGCUUGGUAG
This is a messenger RNA of Aspergillus homomorphus CBS 101889, 942 nucleotides long. Its product is annotated as putative short chain dehydrogenase/oxidoreductase. NCBI's taxonomy places the organism in Eukaryota, Fungi, Ascomycota, Eurotiomycetes, Eurotiales, Aspergillaceae. Gene Ontology annotation, molecular function: oxidoreductase activity, acting on NAD(P)H, oxygen as acceptor. Gene Ontology annotation, cellular component: intracellular anatomical structure. The record is from RefSeq and is a predicted model, not a curated record. The transcript has 2 exons. The coding region runs from base 1 to 942 and encodes 313 amino acids.